GGUGUUGGUCGGCCAAGUGUAUACCAUGCGGUGGUGGUCAUAUUUCUAGAAUUCUUUGCCUGGGGGCUCUUGACAACUCCAAUGCUAACAGUCUUACAUGAAACAUUUUCCCAUCAUACAUUUUUAAUGAAUGGUCUUAUUCAAGGUGUUAAGGGUUUUUUGUCCUUUCUCAGUGCUCCACUAAUAGGUGCCCUAUCAGAUGCAUGGGGAAGAAAAUCUUUUCUUCUUCUUACAGUUUUCUUCACCUGUGCCCCGAUUCCGUUAAUGAGGAUAAGUCCAUGGUGGUACUUCGCUAUGAUUUCGGUAUCUGGAAUCUUUUCUGUUACGUUUUCUGUAAUAUUUGCCUAUGUAGCUGAUGUAACACAAGAACAUGAAAGAAUUACAGCCUAUGGACUGGUAUCUGCCACCUUUGCAGCAAGUUUGGUUACUAGUCCUGCCAUUGGAGCGUACCUUUCUGCCAGCUAUGGAGAUAACCUUGUCGUACUGGUGGCCACAUUGGUGGCUGUUGUGGACAUCUGCUUCAUCCUGCUAGCUGUACCAGAAUCUCUGCCAGAAAAAAUGAGGCCUACUUCAUGGGGAGCUUCUAUAUCAUGGGAACAAGCAGAUCCUUUUGCAUCUCUGAAGAAGGUUAGAAAAGAUUCUACUGUUCUCCCGAUCUGCAUUACAGUGUUUCUCUCCUAUCUGCCUGAGGCUGGCCAGUAUUCUAGCUUUUUUCUGUACUUGCGACAGAUUAUAGGUUUUGGAUCUGCUAGCAUCGCGGCAUUUAUAGCUGUGGUAGGCAUUCUGUCUAUAGUAGCUCAGACUGUGUUUCUCAGUAUCUUGAUGAGGUCAAUAGGGAACAAAAAUACAGUUCUCCUUGGCCUUGGAUUUCAAAUCCUUCAGUUGGCUUGGUAUGGUUUUGGAUCUCAGUCUUGGAUGAUGUGGGCAGCAGGAGCUGUAGCAGCAAUGUCAAGCAUUACAUUCCCAGCAAUCAGUGCUCUGGUUUCACGAAAUGCAGAGUCAGAUCAACAAGGUGUUGUCCAAGGAAUAAUAACUGGAAUAAGAGGUCUGUGCAAUGGCCUGGGACCAGCACUGUAUGGCUUUAUUUUCUUUCUCUUUCAUGUGGAGCUCAAUGAGUUGCCACCUGAUCAGACUUCUGGAAACAAAGCAAUGCAAGAUCCCAGUGAUGAGAGAGCAAUCAUUCCUGGUCCACCCUUCCUGGUUGGAGCAUGCAUUGUUCUUCUGGCUUUUCUGGUCGCCUUAUUUAUUCCUGAGCACAGCAAAGCCAGCAGUACCAGAAAACACAGCAAUAGCAUCAGCAGUACUCUGAGUAACAACCUAGACCGAAGUAGCGAAGAGGACAUUGAACCAUUGCUGCAGGAUAGCAGUGUAUGA
This is a messenger RNA of Charadrius vociferus (killdeer), 1374 nucleotides long. It is a transcript of the gene SLC71A2, whose product is annotated as hippocampus abundant transcript-like 1. Gene Ontology annotation, molecular function: transmembrane transporter activity. The record is from RefSeq and is a predicted model, not a curated record. The transcript has 11 exons. Lineage: Eukaryota; Metazoa; Chordata; Aves; Charadriiformes; Charadriidae. Gene Ontology annotation, biological process: transmembrane transport. The coding region runs from base 82 to 1374 and encodes 430 amino acids. Gene Ontology annotation, cellular component: membrane.